Molecule: messenger RNA, 1056 nt
Organism: Moneuplotes crassus
Lineage: Eukaryota; Ciliophora; Spirotrichea; Euplotida; Euplotidae
Source: the annotation of a GenBank genome assembly
UUUAAUUACUUUGGAAUAUUAUGUAUUGAAGUUCAACACCAUGGGAGUUGAUAAAUAUUUAUACUGCUCCCACUUUGCCUCAAGCACAAUAUCAGAAUUCUUACUCUGUAAAUGCCCACUGAGCUAACCCUAAUGAAAUUUUUGCAAAAGGAGAAAUUGGUGAAAAGUCGCAAUCCAAAUCUAAUUACUCAGUUUGGAAUAUUCCAGAAAUUUCUUACAUCAAAAUUCCUGUAUCAAAGGAUCAGGAGUUCAAUUGCAACAACUCUCAGCAUACGAGUCUAAACCAAAAACUCAUCCAAGGAGACUUCCAAAACUCUAAAUCUACUUCUCUACCAACCAUCAAGCUCUCUUACAUCUCUAAACUUAUCGGAGUUAUGCUGCUGGUCUGUCUGAUGGUUACCUGUAUCAUCAACUUAGCAACUCUCGGUGAUAGUGUAGAUGAGGAUCUUAAUGGCAAAGCUGCCAUUUUCUACAAGAUCUCAGAGCCUAAGUCUAUUGGAGAAAUGUCAGCAUUUGAUGUGAGAGUCAAGAGUUCUUUAGGUCAAUCAGAGCUUUCUCAACACCAGACACUAGUUAUGAAUAUUGACAAACCUAAUACAGACUCAACUAAGUCAUUUAAGGGGAAUGAAGAAUCCUCUUCUGAAGAGAACAACACAGGCAUUUUUGAGGUUGGAUUUUCUAUCAUUGCAAACAAAUUGGAUGAGUUAGCUUCAAGUCUUACUAGAGGAAGACCUCUGACACCUCCUGACACUUUAGAUAAUGAAGUAUUUUCAGAAGAAGUAAAGGCUCCUCUUAGAGUUCUAUAUGAAACUUUUGAUGAUGAAACAAAGUAUAUAUUUAGAGAUGAAAUUUACCCAUAUGAUGGACUUCCAUCUGUCUUAGAAGUAAAAGAUGUUUACUCAGAUUCAGACACUGACAAUAUGGAAUAUCCAAAGCAUUGAGAUAUCGAUGAAGUAGAGUUAGAAAGGGACUAUAUGAAUAGAGAAAGCUCAUCACCAUGGAUUCUGAAGUAUUAAAGAAAAUAAUUUUCAAUAAGAUACACUUCUGUUCAGUUAA